GAUUAGAUGAUGAUGAUGAUAAAAUGAUCCUCAGACGACACACAAAGACAACAAGAAAACCCUUCCAAUUUCUCUUCUGCCAACACAUUUUCCUAUUAAUUAUUUGUAUAAUCAAUUCCAUCCUCCAUUCCUUUUUCAUUAAUUUAUUAAUUUUGUCUUCGAUCUGAUUAUCAUCAUCUUCGUCAUCCUCACAGACCUUUUCAUCUGUCCCUUUCCUUCUCUUUUAAUUAAUCCUUCAAUUCUCUCCUUCACAAGCACACACUCACUCCCUGCACCAUUUUAAUCUCAUUCCUCUGAUUCCAUCAAGAAUUAUUAGUUGCAGCUAGCUAGAUAGAGACUGUGAUUAAUUUAUAACCUUCAGUAAGAGAUCGAUCGAUCCAUCCAUGGGGAGAGCUCCUUGCUGCGACAAGGCUAACGUCAAGAAGGGCCCAUGGUCGCCGGAGGAAGACGCCAAGCUCAAGUCCUACAUCGAUCAGCACGGCACCGGAGGAAAUUGGAUCGCUUUGCCUCAGAAGAUCGGGUUAAAGAGGUGCGGGAAAAGCUGCCGCCUGCGAUGGCUGAAUUACCUCCGCCCCAACAUCAGACAUGGCGGAUUCUCUGAAGAAGAAGACAACAUCAUCUGCAGCCUCUACAUAAGCAUCGGCAGCAGGUGGUCGAUAAUUGCGGCGCAGCUGCCGGGGAGGACGGACAACGACAUCAAGAACUACUGGAACACGAGGUUGAAGAAGAAGCUUUUGGGGAAGCAGCGGAAGGGGAAGCAGAAAGCUGCAAGAGAUUCUGCCUCUGCAAUUAGGGGAAUUACAAAACCUAAUUGUGGCGGGGAUAAUGCCGCCGGCGCCGCUGCAAUUCCUAACAGCCUUGUCUUCCUCCAGCAACCGCCGCCGCUGGCCGGCGGUUACGGCGGCUGCUUGCCGCCACAACUUCCGCCGCCGCCGCCGUCGGUUCUUCCUCCGGUGCCUUACUUGCCGGAGGAGCCGCGGUUCAACGACCACGCGUCCAUCAGGCGGCUGUUGAUCAAACUUGGGGGCAGAUUUUCCGACGAAGGCGGCGGCGAUGAUCAGAUCGCCGAUCAUCAUCGUCAUCAGUAUCCUGCCAUGAGUGACAUUUCUGUAAUUAAUCAGAAUAGUUACUGCUCUAUGGAUUUAACGGCGAGUAAUUCAAUGUCUCAAAUUCCGGUGAUUAACACGGCCGUGUUGUCGGGGGAGGCGCCUUGGGGAGGCGUCGUCGAUUUGUCGAACGAGGCUAUGGAGAGGCUAAUGUUCGAUUAUUCGAACGUUAAAAUGCAUCACAAUAAUAAUAAUGGUGAGAAAGAGGUGGAGGGAUUGGAUUUCUUGUAUGAUCACGAGAGCUCGACUGUAAUGGAUGAUUGGGGGGAGAUCAAUACUAAUAUGAUUUUUCAUGCGCCGGCGUCGCAGAGCGGAGAAGGGUUCUUGCAAGGAUCAACGGCGGCCAUGGAAGCUGCUGCAGGGAGCGGUUUGGAGGAGGUAGUUGCAGAGAAGAUGAUGAUCAGGUAUCAUGAUGAUCAAGAUCAUCAUCAAUUUAGUGAUGGUUUAUGAUUGAUUCUAAUAAAAUUUGUUGGUGUACAUUAAUUAAUUGUUGAUUAUUGCUGAGCAUUUUGAAUUCAUCGAGGUGUAAAUGGGUCGAUGAUAUAUAUAUUUAUAUGUUAUCUUAAGGUUUGUAGAAACCCUAAUUAAAUAUAUUUC
This is a messenger RNA of Andrographis paniculata, 1703 nucleotides long. RefSeq lists its product as uncharacterized. Bases 384 to 1556 code for a protein of 390 amino acids. The record is from RefSeq and is a predicted model, not a curated record. The transcript has 3 exons. NCBI's taxonomy places the organism in Eukaryota, Viridiplantae, Streptophyta, Magnoliopsida, Lamiales, Acanthaceae.